AUGGUGCAUGACACUGGAGCUACUGGAUUGCGGACGGCGUUUCCGUGUAACACUUGUUCGCUCUCUUUUGAAAGUAAUGGAUUGCAGAGAAGUCAUAUGAGGGGGGCAUGGCAUAUCCACAACCUGCACCGCAAAAUCUCAGGCCAACCUGCUGUAUCGGAAUCCGAAUUCGCAGACUUUGAAAAUGACAACAACGGCACUGGCAAACGGAAAAAGACGCGACAAACCGAAACCAUUCCUGAACCAAGUCAUCGAGACUCAAGACCAGAAUCACCCAUCUCCUCCUCAACCCACGCCUCAUCCUCCCCCUCCCCACAACCCAAUUCGACACCAAAACCAGACCUAUCAACCUGCCUCUUCUGCCCCCACGCCUCACCCACCCUUUCCACAAACCUAUCCCACAUGUCCAGCACGCACAGCUUCUUCCUUCCCUCUACAUCCUCCACCACCGCCUCAGCAAUCGAACCCCUCCUCGCCUACCUCUCCCUCCUCAUACACACCUACCACGAAUGCAUCUUCUGCGCUCGCGAAAAAGGGAGCGUGAAGAGCGUGCAGAGUCACAUGCGUGAUAGGGGCCAUUGCAAGGUUGAGGCGGGGUUGUGGGGUGAGUUUUUCUUGUCUUCUUCGGAGGAAGAGGGAGACGAGGAGGAAGAUGAGAAAGAAGGGGAGGGAGAAAACGUGAGGCGGGUAGAAGAUGUGGGGAUGACGCGAAAGAAGAAGAGGAGGAGUGGGAAGCGUGUGGCGCGUCGUCGAUCUUUGCAACAGCGGGAUGAAGAAGAAGAUGGUGCUGUGUCGAGUACGGAACAAGUAUCAUCGCUGGCGGUUUCGUCGUCCCACUCUGAGAUAUCUUCUGGUCCGCUUCUUCCGCCUACACCUGCACCGCCGAUAACAGGGCGCAAUACCGAACUCAGUUUGUCGGGUUUGUCGACGGCGCAACUUGUUAGUUUGGCGAGCCUGGAUAAGAAGAUGCGGCGGCAACAAGUUGUUGCGCAGAAGAAAGUGAGUCAGCGGGCGUUGAGCCAGCCGGUCAAGGCGAUAUAUUACAAGACGGAGAAUCCGGUGUAUCAGGCUGGAUGA
This is a messenger RNA of Bipolaris maydis ATCC 48331, 1077 nucleotides long. Its product is annotated as C2H2 type zinc-finger-domain-containing protein. Gene Ontology annotation, biological process: ribosomal large subunit biogenesis. The record is from RefSeq and is a predicted model, not a curated record. Gene Ontology annotation, cellular component: preribosome, large subunit precursor. NCBI's taxonomy places the organism in Eukaryota, Fungi, Ascomycota, Dothideomycetes, Pleosporales, Pleosporaceae.